AUGGCAACUCCCGCGAUAUCAUAUGCCAAAUCAUGCGAUCCGACAACGCCUACCCCGCAUUGGCCACUAGCGUUCCAUAUGCAGAAACGCAAGCCCGAAGCCUCAUGUCUCCAAACUAGUGGCUUCUCGUCGUCGUCGCGCUUGCUGGAUUUACAGGAAUUUUUGAGUCCCGUGGUAUCCAGCGAUUUCAACGAAGGCAAAACCAAAGUCUUUUACAGCUGUAGUAAGCGCGACUCAGAACUCGCUGCCCGACACUUCCUAACCCGACUAUUACCAAUCGUUGCAUUUGAUAUGCAAUGGGCUGAGGACGACUGCUCAAAAGAAGCUCUGCAAAAAAAAGUCGGGCUGAUACAAAUUGCUACCGAGGAUAAGGUUGCCCUGUUUCAUCUUGGGAUACAUCCAGGGAAGACGAGCCAGGACAUUAUCGCGCCUUCAUUGAAACGCCUGAUCGAAGAUCCGAAGAUUGCAAAAGUAGGCAUUGAUAUUUGGAAUGGCCACUCUUCUAGACUGAAUCGCUGGUUCGGACUCAACCCAAAGGGCAUUGUAGAAUGUAGUCACCUAUACCGGCUGGUCAAGUUUGGCCGGUCGGAACCCAAGCUGGUAACCACUCAGCCUGUGAGCUUUGAAGAUCAGAUCCUAGAUCAACUCGGGCUUAUCUUGGGAACGGGAAACUCUCAAUGCAGUUUUUUGGGCGGGACGCUCAAAAGAGAGGAAAAGGAUCGUGCGGCUCGCAAAGCAUAUGUAAUAAAUCGGCUCUACAGGGCCAUGGAUAAAAAGCGAAGUGAUAUGAGGCCUAGUCCACCAAUGCCGAUAUACGCAGAAUGCUACCCAGAUGGCAAGAUGUCGUCAGAUGAUCCAGUACUGCUGGACGCCGGCAAUGCUCACACUCACCCUUUGACGCUUUUGACGACGACCUUUCCACCGCCACCUCAAGAACAGAACCAAACACCAACAAAUCCAGCGACCCCUCUCCCUCAAAUACCCAGACUACAACCUCUUACCCCGUGGCGGCCGAACCUCUAG
This is a messenger RNA of Pyrenophora tritici-repentis Pt-1C-BFP, 1023 nucleotides long. Lineage: Eukaryota; Fungi; Ascomycota; Dothideomycetes; Pleosporales; Pleosporaceae. The record is from RefSeq and is a predicted model, not a curated record.